Messenger RNA from Mesocricetus auratus (golden hamster), 552 nucleotides. It is a transcript of the gene Mrpl57, whose product is annotated as mitochondrial ribosomal protein L57. Bases 109 to 417 code for a protein of 102 amino acids. Gene Ontology annotation, biological process: mitochondrial translation. The record is from RefSeq and is a predicted model, not a curated record. Gene Ontology annotation, cellular component: mitochondrial ribosome. NCBI's taxonomy places the organism in Eukaryota, Metazoa, Chordata, Mammalia, Rodentia, Cricetidae. Gene Ontology annotation, molecular function: structural constituent of ribosome. The transcript is spliced from 2 exons.
UUUCUCUCGCGAGAGCGGAAGUCUCGCACCAGGGCCCCAACAAGCUCGGGAAGAAACGCGCUUGCGUCGUCGCGUCGGUCGGUGUUUGAGGCGCUCGGAGGAGGCACCAUGCUCCUCACCUCUGUCCUCCUCCGCGGGCGCAUCCCGGGCCGGCAGUGGAUCGGGAAGCACCGGCGGCCGCGGACCGUGACUUUCCAGAUGAAGGAGAACAUGCUCCGGCGCCUGGAGGUGGAGGCCGAGAACCACUACUGGCUGAGCAUGCCCUACAUGACCCCGGAGCAGGAGUUCGGCCACGCCGCCGAGCGCAGGGCCCAGGCUUUUGAGGCCAUCAAGGCAGCCGCCACUUCCAGGUUCCCCAAGCAUAGAUACGUUGCCGACCAGCUAAACCAUCUCAACGUCACGAAGAAAUGGUCCUAACCCGGAGCCAUCACCUUUACCCAUAAGGAUACCAGACUGCUCUGCCCUUACCCGGUCCUGGAGCUGCAAAAAAAAUUUAUAUAACUGUGACCCUCCCCCCUUCGACCAGAAUCUUAUUAAAACAAACACCAUCAA